CCUCUAAAUAUGAUCUUGGAUGAUGGUGGUGAUUUAACAACCUUGGUGCACGAGAAAUUCCCUCAGUAUUUAGACAACAUCAAGGGAAUCUCAGAAGAAACUACAACGGGCGUACAUAAUUUGUACAAAAUGUUCAAAGAAGACAAACUCAAAGUCCCUGCCAUAAACGUCAACGAUUCAGUCACUAAGAGUAAGUUUGAUAACCUGUAUGGUUGCCGUGAAUCUUUGAUUGAUGGUAUCAAAAGAGCCACAGAUAUUAUGCUCGCAGGUAAAGUUUGUAUUGUAGCAGGUUAUGGUGAUGUUGGUAAAGGCUGUGCUCAAUCUUUAAAGGCUUUUGGAGGAAGAGUAAUCAUCACUGAAAUUGAUCCAAUUAAUGCUCUUCAAGCAGCAAUGGAAGGUUAUGAGGUUACCACAAUGGAUGAGGCUUGCAAAGAGGGACAAAUAUUUGUAACAACUACUGGUUGCAAAAGUAUUAUUACUGGAGAUCACUUCCUUCACAUGCGAGAAGACUCAAUAAUCUGUAAUAUAGGUCAUUUUGACUGUGAAAUUGAUGUUAACUGGCUGGAGAAAAAUUGUGUAGAAAAAGUGAACAUCAAGGAACAGGUUGAUCGUUUUGAAUUAUCCAAUGGGAAGCAUGUCAUCCUGUUAGCUGAAGGUCGGUUAGUCAACCUGGGUUGUGCAAUGGGUCAUCCAUCAUUUGUUAUGAGCAACUCAUUUACCAAUCAAACCUUAGCUCAAAUAGAACUUUGGACCAAGCCGAAAGACUAUUUAGUUGGUGUUCACAUGCUUCCGAAGAAGUUGGACGAAGAAGUUGCAGCCCUACAUUUAGGACACCUAGGUGUAAAAUUGACAAAACUUACCACAGACCAAGCAAAAUACCUUGGGCUGCCGAAAGAUGGACCAUUCAAACCUGAUUAUUACCGGUAUUAGGUUAUUUUCCUUGCUGAUGUAAUUAUUUUUUCUUUAUUUUGAUAUAAACCAUGAGACUUUAACUCAAUAAAUAUAACGUUUUUCCACCGUGCA
Messenger RNA from Bemisia tabaci, 1023 nucleotides. NCBI's taxonomy places the organism in Eukaryota, Metazoa, Arthropoda, Insecta, Hemiptera, Aleyrodidae. The record is from RefSeq and is a predicted model, not a curated record.